AUUGUUUUCUUUCUGUUAUUGUGAUUCAUUUUCAUCAUGGCUCAACUAUCGGAUGAAAAGAAGUCUCUUGAUGAUUUUAAGAUGUGGAAAGUUCCAGAAUUAAAAGAAUUUUUACGAAGACGAGGAUUAAAAACUACUGGCAAGAAAGAAGAACUGACUGCCCUCGCAUUUGGUGCCGAACAGUGUUCAGUUCCUUUGAAACUGACUGAAAAGGAGGAGAUGUUGGCUAAGGCARAUCAGUACAAGAGUAUUUUGAAUGUUAACGGUCAGCAACUACCCGAUCCUUUUGUUGAUAUCGAAGAAAAUAAAUGGCUUGGCGAGCAAACAGGAAUGAAAAAAUGGCCACCGAUCUUUCAAUUUCAGAUCGCUGAGUUCAUACUCACCAUUKACCAGGGAAAAGAUCUAGGAAAACGACUUCUUAGCGACUACAAAGAGGGAAAGGCGUACAGCUAUUUUGAUUCCAAAUGGCUUGGGGAGGUAUUUUAUCAUGACAUUUCCUCGACUCAACAAUUUUGCUUCUUGAAAUCUGAAUCAAAACCAUCACAGAAAAUAAACAAUGUUUGUCAUAAAAUGUGGGUAUGUGCGAACAAAAAUAAUGGCUYAGUUGAGAGUGCAUACUGUACAUGCUUCGCAGGCUUAGGAUCUACAUGCAAUCACAUAGCAGCUGUUCUCUUCAAAGUAGAGCAUGCCUGGAAAAAUGGUUUAACAUUAGAAGUUUCUCCCACGUCAAAACUAUGUAUGUGGAAUAACUAUGGCAAACGAAAAGCUGUUGAACCCAAACGAAUAAAUGAAAUGAACUGGAAAAAACCUCACUACAAUAAAAAGGGAACAAYUACUCAAAUAAACCAUACCUCAAGGCAGUUAUUUUCAGUAACAAAAUCACCUGUUUCUCAUGAAGAAGAAGAACCAUGUUUACGUGACUUAGUAAAUGUGUUUUAUGGCAGUAUCCCAGAUGCCAGUGUUUUUUGGUAUACUGAUAUUACUGGAACAGGAGCUCUAAAAGUUGAAGACGAUGCUAAUGUGGAUGUAACCAUUGAAGUGGAAGCUACUCAWAUACCUCCUACUAUUCAAGAACUCUGUUCUCAAGUUACUAAUGUAGAUGAUUUAAUGCAAAAUUUGCCUAAACUUUCUACUGAAGAAGUGCAGAUGCUUGAGGAACACACARGGGGUCAGAGCAAUAACACUAGCUGGAAGUCUCAUAGAAUUGGACGAAUUACUGGAUCAACAAUUCACAGAGUUAAGACUAAGGUACAAUCAUUGCACAGAAAUCAAGACUCUACAACUUUUCCAUUAGUUAAACAGUUAACAUCUGAAUCACCGUCUGAUGAAUCAUGUAUCCCUGCGAUACGAUAUGGCAGGGAAAUGGAGGAAGAAGCUUGCAACAUGUACAUCAAACAAUUACAUCGCUUAAAUCACAAAAACAUUGAUGUUAGUUCUUGUGGAUUAUUUGUUUCUCGAAGUAAGUUCUUUAUUGGUGCUAGUCCUGAUAGACUAGUAAAAUGUAGCUGCUGUGGUAUGGGUCUACUAGAAGUGAAAUGUCCUUUUAGUAUUGCUAAUCAGGCCCCAACUGAAGAAAACCUGCCUUACUUACAAARGAAKGUUGAGAAGGAAAUUAAACUUAAASAGAACCAUCCAUAUUUCAGCCAAGURCAAUCACAAAUGGGCAUUACUGGGUGCACUUGGUGUGAUUUUUUUGUAUAUACUAGACAUGGUUUCUACUUARAAAGAAUCAACUUUGAUCCUAACCUGUGGCAGGAACUUACUGAGGCAGCUGAAUACUUUUUUGUAAAUCAUAUGGCUCCUAUGCUACUUACUCAAUGUAAGAUGUAGCUCUAAUUAAUUUUUUUAUGAUUUUAAACGACAAGCCAUUUCUAGAAGAAAUACUUGCUCUCCUGUUUGAUUAGCAUAUUGAAACAAAUGGAUUAAAAAAUUCAGCUAUGCCUGUUUUUUAAUUCACUUCUGGGAGUUAAAACAUAAAUGCAAAUGUUUGAACUAUACAUAACUUGAUAUUUUCUGAAAAAUGAAUACAAAUACAUGCAUUUUUUUAACUUACAAUGACAGUUUGAUUUUUGAG
This is a messenger RNA of Exaiptasia diaphana, 2074 nucleotides long. RefSeq lists its product as uncharacterized. The transcript has a single exon. The record is from RefSeq and is a predicted model, not a curated record. NCBI's taxonomy places the organism in Eukaryota, Metazoa, Cnidaria, Anthozoa, Actiniaria, Aiptasiidae. Gene Ontology annotation, molecular function: zinc ion binding. The coding region runs from base 37 to 1830 and encodes 597 amino acids.